This is a messenger RNA of Ilyonectria robusta, 876 nucleotides long. RefSeq lists its product as uncharacterized. The transcript is spliced from 5 exons. The record is from RefSeq and is a predicted model, not a curated record. The coding region runs from base 1 to 876 and encodes 291 amino acids. Gene Ontology annotation, molecular function: oxidoreductase activity, acting on the CH-OH group of donors, NAD or NADP as acceptor. Lineage: Eukaryota; Fungi; Ascomycota; Sordariomycetes; Hypocreales; Nectriaceae. Gene Ontology annotation, cellular component: cytoplasm.
AUGGAGAACACCGAGAAGAUUAACGACAAGCCGCCCAAGGUUGCUAUUGUUACUGGCGCUGCGUCCGGGAUCGGAAAAGCGCUCGCAACGAACCUGGUAAAUGAGGGUUGGCGGGUGGCGUGCUGCGAUAUCCAGCAGGAAGCCGGGAGUGCCGUGGCAACGGAGCUUGGAACCAAUGCAGCCUUUUUCCAACUCGACGUCUGCGACUAUGAUGAUCAAGCCAAAGUUUUCAGCCAGGUGUGGGAGAAAUGGGGCCAAAUAGACGCCCUGCUGGCCAAUGCAGGCCACUCAGACCGCGGCUCUAUCUACAUUUUCAACCAUCGAGGCAAGACUGAGAUCCCACCCAAGCCAGCUCUGAAGUCUAUCAAAGCCUGCUACGAGAGCUUUCUCUACGGGGUUCAACUUGCAAUUCAUUUCAUGAGGAAGAACAAAACACCAGGGGGGCAAAUCGUCGCAACAUCAACUAUCGCCUCGGUUCACCCGCACCAGACAUUCCCCGAGUACUGCGGAGCCAAGGCCGCAAUUAAUCAAUUUGUGCGAACGGCGGCGCCGAUUCUCCAAUUGAAAGAAAACAUUACCCUUAACGCUGUUUUGCCAGGCAUUGUAGUAACUAGGGCCGUACCCCAGGCAUCUAUUGAUGCAACGAAGCCAGAGCACAUUACGCCUAUUGAAACCGUUGUGGAAGCAUACGAUUUGUGCCUAAUGCAACCCAAUCUUAAUGGUCAACUUAUCGAGUGCUCAGGCAAUAAACAGUUCUUCCUAUCUCCACCUGAAAUGGCCAAUGGCGCAGCAACAAAGAGGGCCUGCACAGUCUGGGAGCCACUGUUUGAGGCAAAGCACCAGGAGAAGUCGGGCUUACCAGAUGCCAUCCUAUAG